AUGUCAGCCUCCUCGGCUGCAAAUGUUGCUGGUGAUUCUGCUGAUGACCGAGCUUUCAAGAUGAGGCGCUUGAGCACAGAGGUCGAAGUUGAGCCAGUGCAAGACAGUCCGGAGCUCUUAGCAAAUUGGCCUUCGGAGUUGCCCAAAAUUCAAGAGGCCUUGCUAGCGAAGUAUGGCUGUACUUCGGAACUUCAGCAGAACUUGAGCAGAGGCACGCUAUAUGUCACAUCGUCAUACUCAGGAAUGGGUACUCUCGAACAUGUGCUCAGGCGUUUGGCCUCAGCUGCGCUCCCUUUGCAUUGCACAGCUGGACCUCAGCCAGAGGCAUCACAUGGCCCACUGGUGUUCUGGUCAUGCCACGACACUGACAAGAACUGCCGUGCUAUGUUGAUGCAGUCAGGGCUCCGUCCCAAGCACAUUUUUGGUGACAUCCAGGAGCAGUUGGAUCCAGAUGCUGUAAACAAGAUGAAGUUCGUCAUCAAAACGCUUUCUGAACGCCUCAAUGAGUUCGAGGCUCGUUGUCAGCGGGAGGAGACUGUGGCAAGCCGCGCAAAGCAGCUAAUCAAGGCAGAGACAGAGAAGCUGAACAUGAG
Molecule: messenger RNA, 593 nt
Organism: Symbiodinium pilosum
Lineage: Eukaryota; Dinophyceae; Suessiales; Symbiodiniaceae
Source: the annotation of a GenBank genome assembly